GUUGAAUUUUAGUUUACGAAGAUGAUGCUGUAUUUGACGUAUGUCGUCCUGGUUUUCCUCCCGGGAGUCAUUUCCUAUGCAUAUGGACCUCCCCUUGGAUCGUGUGCCUCCAUGUUUCCGACAGGUCACAAAGCCAGUGCUCAAACCACCGCCCCUCCAUACACAAUAUCUGUGAACGCCACGUCAUACAGUCCUAACGAUGUCAUUGAAAUAACUGUGAAUACUACGGGGCUCCAUGGAGUGACAUACUAUGAAGGGAUUAUGAUGCAGGCGCGUCAAAUUGCCUGCGAUGUGGCGGCCCCUACCAAGGGACAUGGGAGUUUCUCGGUGGAAGAAGGGGACCAAUUCCUGGAGACAAUGGAUUGCGAAGACAAUGCAAAGAGUGCUGUGGUUCAUAUGAAUCACUCCAAGAUUGAAUCUCGGGUUUUCCACUGGAAAGCGUCGUUCCCCUCUGGAGUAGGCCAUCUCAUUUUCAGAGCUACGAUCGUGAAAUCGAAGACCACGUUUUGGACCAAAGUAUAUUCUUCAAUCAUCGAAGAUGAGUCAUCCCAGGCCCCGCUGAAGAUCUGCAGUAAUGGGUCUAAUACAGUCGAAUAUCACUCUAUGAUCACCGUCAUGUUUGCACUCACAAUGCUUAGUACUCUUAUGCUGUGAGAUGAUUUCAAAAUGACAACGUACAAUUCUCUAUAAGAAGUGAAAUUUUGUGUUAACCCUUUUGACAAGUAUUAUGAUAUGCAGGUUUACCCUUACAGCGUAUACACAGGCUGGAGGUAAUAUAUUCUAAUGUACUUUUUAUUUCGUGUUUUAAUUAUAGCUAAAAGUAAAUGUCCGAAUACUGUGCAGAAUAAUUGUCGCAUUCCAUUUUGUUGGUUGUAACAUGGUAUUUGGUUUAUAGAUGGUGGUGGGUAAUUUUGUAAGGCUUUUAAGGUAUUCAAUGUGUAACGACCAUAUUUCAUAUCUUAGUAAAUGGAUUGUGGGGUUUUUGUAACCAUGGUAUGAUUUUGGGUUCAUGAAAUAAAAAAAUAAUCCAUCAUAGAAAUUUUCAAAAUUUUGAUUACUGCUCGAUUUAUUUCACCUAGAAUUUUACAUUGAAGUCUAUUGGUAGAGCAUGAUUCAUUAAGAUAUUUUUUAAAAAAUUAUAUUUUCAUACAUAUUUCUAUGAUAAUAAGUUACAUACACUUUCUAUUUAUGAAAAUGUGAAAUACAAUUAAACAUUUACCGCACAUAUUUUAGAAAAUUAGAUUUCUCUUAUUUUUACGAGGGAAAGAUAACUUCAAAAAAGUUUCAAGUGCAAAAAGGUCAGUUUAAAAUCAUUUACCAGUCUACUUCACUUUCAUCAUUAUUUCACAGUAAACAUUAAUUAAAUCAUUCAAAAUUGCUCAUUAUCCCUUCGAUACACAUCGAGUACCUUGAUAGUUUUUCAUUAUAUGUGUAUUAAUUAGUAAAUACAACUUUUAUAUAUUUGUAUUUUUGUGGUGUUUUUUGUAUUGAAUUUUAUAUUUUAUUCAUAUAACUCUAUCGCUGUGGGUAUGGUAGGCAAUGAAAACAGAGAAAAAUUUGCAUUUAUAAUAUGCAAGACAAAAAAUAUUCCUCAGAUGUAUUUUCUUUUUAUAGAAUUGUGUUUUACUCAGUCCAGUGCAAUCUUGUAUCAUAUAGAUAACUUCAAUUGAUGUGAAACACUAACGACUCUUUACCAAAAUAUAUGUAUAUAACAGUGUGAUGUUCAUAUGGAAGAUAUGUAUGUAGCAACAUACACAUUUAUUGGGUUUUAUUGCUAAUUUAUUGCUAUCUGUAAUAUUGAUAUGAAUUAUGUAAUACCAAUGUUUUAUCUGUAAUAAAGCUUUACUAUUUCAUUUUACAUAU
This is a messenger RNA of Ostrea edulis (European flat oyster), 1863 nucleotides long. RefSeq names its product putative defense protein. Lineage: Eukaryota; Metazoa; Mollusca; Bivalvia; Ostreida; Ostreidae. Gene Ontology annotation, molecular function: oxidoreductase activity, acting on metal ions. The record is from RefSeq and is a predicted model, not a curated record. Bases 22 to 654 code for a protein of 210 amino acids. The transcript has 4 exons.